CGGACGGUUGCGGCGAGCAGCCCCCGAGGACGCGGCCCCGCAGCGCUGCCCCCGGCCCUGCGCUCGUCCCGGUGCCGCCGGUUCGCUGUGCCCGCGGCCCGGCCCGGCCCGGCGCUGAGCGGGGCGGUGGGCGCCGGAAGCUGUCCCAAUGGCCUCAGAAGCACAAAGUGAGGAUGCAGAACAUGCAGCUGAGCCUCCUGCAGCUCCUGUGCAGGGGGACAGGACAUUCCAGUGGGGAGCCAUCCUUGCUGCAGUGAAAGACCAACUCCCAUCCCUGGACUCUGACUCCUCCACAUCUGAUUGUGAGAAUGAUGAGGAGCUUUUCAUCUUCCAGAGGGACCUGCCCAACUUAAUUCCAGACCUGUCGGAAGAACUGAUGAUGUUUUCCCUGGAAGACUCCCAGGAGCAGCAAAUCCAGGAGACAGAAAGACUUCCAUGGGAGAUCUGGAACAGAAACCUAGAAAGUUUUGACUUUCAGGAAAAAACAGAUGGUGCCCAAAUCAUUGCAAAAGAAGAUGUACAAAUUAUUAAAGAUGAGGCUUCUGAACCUGUCAGCCAGACUGAAGAAAUGCCAAGCCAAAAGAGAGCUGUUAUUGAAGAAUCUCCCUCAGAUUCCACAGAUCACCUUGAGGAGAAAGAAAUGGGCAGGACACAGGCCAAGGAAAGAGUGAACUCCUGGCCUAACACAGCAGUGUCUGUGCAAGAGCUCUCCAGUAAAGAGGAGAGAAAAAAGCUGAUAGAGACAAAGAUACUCCACAAGAUCCUUGUGGAGCCACCCCCAAAGCAGGAUGUCAAGCCUCCCUCCCAUGGCAUCAACAACUGCCUAGGAACACUUGCAAAGGAGGAAACCUCUUCAGCUGAGUAUCUUGGAGAAGUGACCCGUUUGUUAUUGCAGAAUAUUGAGAAAUGGGAUGUAGACAAGAAUCUUGAGGAGCUGGAGCAGCAGGGAAAUAAAACUUGUGCAGAAGUUGCUUUCUUCCCAGCAGAUUAUGAGACCUUCAGGAGGAAGUGUGAAGAUGAGCUCAUGGAAAGGCUGGGAGAGCUGUGUGCCAGGCAGUCCAGGGCAGUGUCCCCUGCCUGUGAGAGGCCAUCAGCAAAGCUCUGCUCCUUCCAGGGACAGCAGGACAACAAGGAUGUUGCCUUGCUGUCAUCCCCACCAAGUUCUCUGAGGAUGGGCAGGAUGAGUUUCCAGGGCCUGCCAAAACCUGCAACUGUGUACAUAGAUUUGAGAGAUGCUGAGCCACCAAAGUCAGUGACAGUCCCUGAAGAGGAGCAAAGGGCAAGUGACAGCUCCUCCUCUGAAGAAGAAGAAGAAGAGAAUGAGACAAUUAGGGAUGAAGCAGAAAGGAGAAUGUAA
Molecule: messenger RNA, 1357 nt
Organism: Passer montanus (Eurasian tree sparrow)
Lineage: Eukaryota; Metazoa; Chordata; Aves; Passeriformes; Passeridae
Gene: DNAAF8
Product: dynein axonemal assembly factor 8
Exons: 8
Coding region: 149-1357 (402 amino acids)
Cellular component (GO): dynein axonemal particle
Molecular function (GO): dynein complex binding
Source: RefSeq, a predicted model, not a curated record